AUGCUGAGCUUCAAGAGCCUCGAAUAUGACUCGACCAAAAAGAUCGCUACAGUUGGUGCGAGUGCGACUUGGGAAGAAGUAGUAGGAUUCAUGGAACGAGUUGACCCCGAGUACUCAGCCCGUACACCUAGCAUCGGAGUCACGGGAUCCAUUCUGAAUGGCGGCCUUUCCUGGAUGUCCUCCGAGUACGGCGGCAUCAGCGAUCCUAUAAACUUCCUAGACGCAGAAGUAGUCAAGUACGAUGGCACAGUUGUCAUGGCAUCUCAGGAGCCGGAUCUUCUCUGGUCUCUACGCGGCGGUGGUGGCGGCUUUGGUAUCGUUACAAAGGUCCUUCUUCGGGCACAUCCGUACCCAACUGAUAUCUGGUCGGGCAUUGUGCUGCUGCCUCGUCAACUCUUAGCGCAGAUGAUUGACGAGGUGGUCAAGUUCAAUCACUCUACGCCCCAUCCCAAGGUUAACUACUUCAUGUACUUGAUGCCACAGCAACUUCUGCAUACCGUCCUGGAGAAGCCUGAACCCGAUCUAGGCGACACCGUCAUCUUCCACGUGUACGAUGCCUUAGGUGAAAAGCAUGGUCGAGCGACCUUCCGUUGGAUUCUUGAAAAGCCCGGGGCAAUCGACCGGACAAGGGUGACCAAUAUGAAAGGCGUUCUCGACAUGCAAAGUAAGACGCUCUUCUAUGUCCCAUAG
Molecule: messenger RNA, 690 nt
Organism: Colletotrichum fioriniae
Lineage: Eukaryota; Fungi; Ascomycota; Sordariomycetes; Glomerellales; Glomerellaceae
Source: RefSeq, a predicted model, not a curated record